Messenger RNA from Pseudovirgaria hyperparasitica, 2448 nucleotides. RefSeq lists its product as uncharacterized. NCBI's taxonomy places the organism in Eukaryota, Fungi, Ascomycota, Dothideomycetes, Acrospermales, Acrospermaceae. The coding region runs from base 1 to 2448 and encodes 815 amino acids. The record is from RefSeq and is a predicted model, not a curated record. The transcript has a single exon.
AUGGCGCGCGCAAAGACCAAAAACAAAACUGCUCGAGCACAAUUGAGCGUUCGUGAUGACGACACCGAGUCUCGGACUUCUGUACUCGGCAGAAAACGACCGCAGACUUCAUGCGAAGGUUCGCUAUCCCAUUCACACUCCUCUGCGGAAGACAGUGAUAGUAGCCCCGUUACCAAACGACAACGAAUCGAGGGAGCAGAGCAUCGUGAGACUUCGAACGGCUCAAUACGUCGAUCCGCUAAGUCCAGAACGACUGUAAGUAGCGAGAGCAGGGCCAACGUCGAAUACACGAGUGCGCAUGUGAACAUGCCUACUGCGGUAAAACAGGCGGAUCCUGAAACCAGUGAUCUACUAUCCAGCCUUAUAGAUGCUCGUCGGGAAGAAGAGCCUCUGCUAUCUAUCAGCCGUGAUUCUGGGCAGGAACACGUAGGAGACCACGCAUCGAGUUCUGAGAAAUCCGCUUUACCAAGAACCCAUACCAAGAAAAUUGUCACCGAUACAGCAGAUAGUGCGGAUCCAAACGUAACGAUUACAAAAAUGCCGAAACGGCACCUGAGAAGUCUGAAGAAUAGAGCUAGGAAACCAGGAUCGAAGAGUUUUAGACGGUAUGUCAUGGCUUUCGAGACCAAUCGGGCCAUUGAUAUGCUUCUAUCAAGUUUCGAUCCUGCGAUCGUGCCGCACAUCCUGGAUCAGCAAAAUGCUGUAUACAUACAAUGUCGCAUUGGUCAAGGUGACAAGGCCACCGGGCCGAGUGCCAGACAAAUCGGCCGAUCAUUGGACAACUUGACAGCUAAUCAUCUAUACGAAGGCCUGAUCAAUUCAUUCUUUCAUGAGAUGCAUCUCGAAGGAGUGGAGGAGCUGCAUAACUUGCUUGUAUACUCUAGCACCGGACUGGCAGUACAAGCUCUAUCUAAGCUACAGGCUAAAAGUAGCAAGAUCAGGAACAUCAAGUCAAUGGAGAUUCUGAAAUCUCAAAAUUCUAUCGCAGAUUGGAACAAUAUAGUUCCAUGUCUACACAAUGUCCACGAAUUCGCGGUGCAGAGGUCGUCAAUAAUCAAUACUGCUUUACGAACCGAUGACCAGCUGACCAUUGAGGAAUACGGAGCUUUCCAAGACCCCCCAAAUCUCAAUUUACCUCCUCUGCCUCGGCCCAGAUCUGAUCAGCAUCAAAUUCGCAUCACUUGUGGAGAGAACAACGAAGUCGAAAAUCAGCACAGUAAUAGCAGCGCGAACCAUCAUACGACUCCCAGCACCGAUAUGGUAGCAGCUGAUUCGUCGGAGGGCGAGAUAUCAGAGGGUGAAAUGGCAGAGUCUACACUAAUUACGAACGUGACGGAGGACGCAAUCAUGCAUGAUCGGCCACCAGAACUACCUAUUGAUCUCCAAAAUCUGCGAAAUCCUUCAUCGCAUUACAUGGACCUUACGUUCCAUGUAGCUGAGUCUGAGCCGCUGAGAGUUCAUCAAGUUUCUCAUGAUGAGCAACAGCUGCAAGAAAGAUAUUUUGGUCAGGCAGAUAAUAACGCUAUAGUUCGUUGUCUCAUAUGCAGCCAUGAAAAUCACUUAGAAAACGCCUGCCCCUCCCGAGUAUGUCCAUACUGCGACGUCCGAGAUGACCAUUUCGGACGAGCUUGUCUUCGACGCCCUGAUCGUUCCGAACACAUCCAGACUUUGUUUCCAGAUGUUGGUCGAACGUUCUUCCCUGAUAGUCUAGAUGUCUUACAAAAAGUUCGAGCAUUGAAUAUAAGCUGCUACGAAUGUGGCAGCGCCAAGCAUUUCGGAGGCGAUUGUCAUUUUACUCAACAGCUAGACAAGGGUAGAAGCCCCUUCAACCCAUGGUCAGCCAGAGAAGCAAAUAAAUACCUCGUUGAGCCCUCGGAUACCUCACUGCUGCCACUGCCAGAAGGCAUUAACGGUCUGCCUCUCCCACCCGAACCACAACAUAAGAUGUUUUCGAGAGUGAAGCAUAAUCUUCCGCCAAAACCGGUGCAGGAAGAUAAAGGUAUGUCAAUCAGAGGUGCCGCAAUGAAUAGCGACAGUACCAAUCUGCCCGACGCACCGAGACAGAACGGCAAGGGACGCAUGCAGAUGAACAUCAACCUGGGCGGACGAGGUUGUAGUACACAGAAAGGCAAACCUCUUGCACCGAUUUCUGGGCAAUAUCAACGAGAAUUGUCACCAGGCUACGAGGAAUUUCUGCGUCGUGGACCUCCUGGUGGAGGUAGUCGUGGUGGUCGUGGGAGUCGCGGUAACCCUGGCGGCCGGGGUAGAAACCCUGAUCACAAGGUUGGCAAGGGACCUGGGCAGGUAGGUGGACGUCACGACUCGAAAUCCGCCCGGUAUAAUCAGAGGGGUGAUCCUUCGCGCCAGCGAGGGGGUGGAGAUGCUGGGGCAAAGGGCCGUGGUGGAAGAGGGAAGGGACGAGGCAAAGGCAGGGGUAGGGGAUCAUGA